Cuculus canorus (common cuckoo) is the source of this 1449-nucleotide messenger RNA. It is a transcript of the gene NSG1, whose product is annotated as neuronal vesicle trafficking associated 1. Gene Ontology annotation, biological process: clathrin coat assembly; endosomal transport; G protein-coupled dopamine receptor signaling pathway. Gene Ontology annotation, molecular function: clathrin light chain binding. The transcript has 5 exons. Lineage: Eukaryota; Metazoa; Chordata; Aves; Cuculiformes; Cuculidae. Gene Ontology annotation, cellular component: endosome; membrane. The record is from RefSeq and is a predicted model, not a curated record. Bases 220 to 777 code for a protein of 185 amino acids.
CGCUGGGGGGAGCCACCGCCUCCUCGCCGCGGGCCCCUUUGUGCUGCCGCCUCACAGCUGCCCUCAGCCCGGCGGCGGCUGCGUCACGGCCCCGGCCGCCCAGAGGGGACCCCCGCCGGCCUCGCCUCCCCCCUCCGCCAUCGCCGCGGAGGAACGACGCCUCGCCGCCCCCCGAGGAAGGGCCGGGAGCCGCGGCGAAAGUCCCUCGAUCCUGGAAGAAUGGUGAAACUGGGGAAUAAUUUCAGCGAGAAGAGCACAAAGCAACCCCUUUUGGAGGAUGGUUUUGACACCAUCCCCCUGAUCACACCCCUGGAUGUCAAUCAGCUCCAGUUCCCACCUCCUGAUAAGGUUGUGGUCAAAACAAAAACGGAAUAUGAACCUGAUCGCAAGAAAGGGAAGUUCCGUACUCCUAAAAUAGCUGAAUUCACAAUCAGCGUCACUGAAGGGGUUUCAGAAAGAUUUAAGGUAACUGUGCUGGUCCUUUUUGCCCUUGCAUUCUUAACAUGUGUUGUAUUUCUGGUAGUCUACAAGGUUUACAAGUAUGAUCAUACCUGUCCAGAAGGAUUUGUUUUCAAGAAUAAUCAAUGCAUUCCAGCUGGGUUGGAAAACUACUACUCUGAGCAAGACUCCAGUGCUCGAGGGAAAUUUUACACAGUCAUAAACCACUACAACCUGGCCAAACAAACCAUCACACGCUCGGUGUCGCCGUGGAUGACAGUACUGUCAGAAGAGAAACUGUCUGAGCAGGAGACUGAAGCCGCUGAGAAAUCAGCUUAGUACGAUAAGCUAAUUAUUAACACUAUGUCAUUUGAGGGUAACUAAGGGACUUUAAGGAACUUUUCAUUAAAUAUAAUUCUGGAUAAUUUAGAGGUUACUCAUGUUUAUGGUGCAAUUGCUUCUGUUUGCUGAUACUGCUUUGCAAACUAAAAAACAAAAAACCAAAACAAAAAAACUUGCUGCAGAGCAUUCAUGAGCAUAAACCAAGGUGCAUAUCAGCAUCACUUUAGAGCUCUGACACCAUUUGCAAUGUUAAAAGAAAUGCAAUGUUAGGUAUGUUCUUGCAGUUUAUUGGAUACUGACAGAUUUCUUUGCUGGAUUUUCAGGGCUUGGACCUUAGAUAAAUCGUGUUCUGUUGUCUGAACUGAUGCUUUUAUUUAUUAAUAUUUUUAUUCCUUGUUAUUUUGCAAACCGAAACAUCUCAGCCAUAACCAGAGUGAUCUCUUAUUUAGCUGAAAGCUAUAUUUAAUAUUUAGUUUUGUCUCGAGAAAGAAUGAUAGCAUUGAUGUCAAGGGCAUAAUGUAAUGACUUGUAUGGAAAAAGGAACUGUCAGUAGCAUUUUUCUUACAUUUUCUUUCCUGUUGUUUAUUUGUAAGUGAUAAUGAAGUUCUCUGCAACAAGGCAUGCUCAAUGUUUUAUUAUUGCUGUCAACAGGAUUUAACUGCAUUUCCA